GCCACAUUUUGAUAUACAACCUUGUAGUUGGUAACAGUGUUGCUGUUUCACAGUUUGUACACAGUCAAAUCGUUGGUAUCUUGGUUCGUUGCUACGGUGUAACACGAGGACGCAUUUCUAUAAUUUAAAUUAUUUUUAUUGAGUUUUGUUUGGAGUGAAAAAUGGAAUCCGACGAUGAAAAGGAGAAUCCCCCAAUUAUAUUCCCUAGUAGAUCUGGGAAAAUAAUGAACAUGCUGAAACCUCUUAUUCCAUCAACCAAGAUUAAUGACAAUGACUGUUCUGGCACUAGUGAUCGAAUGAAGAUUAUUGCCAUCCAACCACUAGAAGGUGAUACAAUUACGGCACAGAUGAACAACUACACAGAAGUGGUUCAUGACAAUGGAUGCUCGAGCAGUACUGGGGGAACAGAGAUUAUUGCCUUCCCAGAGCCUGAAGGAGAUCAAUUGCAGAAAAUGGCCAACUGCACGGAAAUGGUUCAUGACAAUGGAUGCUUGAGCAGUACUGGGGAAAUAGAGAUUGUUGUCUUUCCAGAACCUGAAACAGAUCAAAUGCUCGAAAUUGCCAACUGCACAGAAAUGAAUGAAGAAGAUGCAACCCUCGAAGAGUUUCUAAACUUUCCUUGUAUGUCUAGUACACGAAUAAUCAACUUUGAAGACAAUGAGAAUUCUUCAUCAGAUGAGAAAGAUUGCAUCAAAGACAAGGAUUAUCUGCCAUCAAACUCUGAUGAUUCUGAAAAUGAAGUAUCAGAGAAUGAAUUACAUAAUAUUGGAGAAGAAAUCGCCACAAACAAUGAUACUACGUCAAUUCUUCCUGCUACUGCUAUUGAUAGACAAAUAAUGGAAGUGAAUGUGGAUGCAAGUGUAAGUGAAGCCAGCCAAACGGUCUCUGAUUUUUCUAAUACAACAAUAAUUGAUGGAAGUGAAACCAGCCCACUGCCAACUAGGAAACGGAAGAGGAAUGAAUUAAAAUGGAAGUCAGUCAUCAAGAAAAUUAAAGUUAACACUGGUCAGUCAUACAAAACAAAAUCGAACAAAUGUGUACCAGCAAGGGCUGUGAAAGGAACCUGUAGUGUGAAGUGUCGCAUAAAAUGUCCAAGCAAAAUUACAGCCGAUCAACAAAUAGAUAUCAACAAAGCGUAUUGGGAACAAGGUGACCGUGACCGCCAGCAUAACUUCAUCAUGAUGUACACUGAAAAAUUGGAACAAAAAUCAAAGCUACUUAAAUCGAUCAGAAAUCGUUCUAGCAACAUCGCUUAUUAUCUUUCAACUAAUAAGGUAAGAGUAUGUAAGGAUUUUUUUUUGAAAACACUUGAUAUUUCAGAGAAAGUAAUUCGCAAUUGCUACAAGAGAGUGGAUGAGGCUUCAGGUGUACUGAAAAAAUCAAAACAAGGCAAGCAUACAAAACAUUGCACAGAAGAAGAGCUAAAAGAAAUGGUGAGGAAGCACAUCAGUAGCUUUCCAAAAAUUGAAUCUCACUAUUUGAGAGAAAAAACGAAGAGAGAAUUUUUAGAUGGUAGCUUGAAUAUCAGAGAGAUGUAUCGUCUAUUCAUUGAAAGCCUGAAAGAAUCUGAAGCCAGCAAGAAAGUCUCGGAAUCAAUGUACCGGUAUAUUUUCAACAAUGAAUUUGAUCUUUCUUUCUUCAUGCCUAAAAAAGAUUUAUGUGCAUUCUGUGAGAAAUUUAAGAAUGCAGAUAGCGAAGACAAAAUAAAGUUGAAAGAGAAAUUUGAAGCACAUGAGAAAAAUAAAAUAUUAAGUAGGAAAGAAAAGGAAAAUGAUGUCAACAGUUCUGACAUUGAUACAAUUGUGUCAUGCUUUGAUUUACAGGCGGUACUCCCUGUCCCUUGUGGUGAGGUAUCCGUGUUUUAUUAUAAAAGAAAGCUCAAUUGCUACAACUUCACGAUUUUCAGCAUUAAAGAAAAACAGGGAUAUUGUAAUUUUUGGUCAGAGAAUAUAGCACGUAGGGGUGUCAACGAAAUAGCAACAUUCGUUUAUUCAUAUUUGAAAGACUACUGCCACAAAAAAAGAGUUAUCUUCUACUCAGACAACUGUGCUGGGCAGAACAAAAACAAAUCAAUGGUUGCUCUGUAUUGUUUUGCUGUAGCACAUUUAGAAAUUGAGGAGAUAACACACAAGUUCCUUAUCGUAGGGCAUACACAGAAUGAGGGUGACACGAUGCACUCGGUAAUAGAGAAUGAGAAAAAACGUAUAUUGAAAUCUGGACCCAUCUACGUUCCAGCUCAGUGGUGUGGGGUGAUCAAAUCAGCAAAAAAAUCGGGGAAACCGUUUAUUGUUAAUGAACCAGACACUACUGACAUUAAAGACUUCAAAGAUCUAUCGAAACAAUGUGGAAGUAACUGGGGAACAAACGAAGAGGGUGAGAAGGUUUGUUGGAAUGAGAUUAGAAUCAUUCAUGUUAAAAAAAGUGAACCUAACAAAUUUUUUUAUAAGACCGAAUUUGAUCAAGAAACUUACAAGGAGGUCAAUUUGAGAAGAAGGCAAAGAGGAAGACAAGCAUUGACACUUCGUCUGAAGAAUGCUUAUAAUGAAGCUCCGAAAAUAUCAACAGAAAAACAUAAAGAUCUGCUUGAUCUAUGCAAAAACAUUGCAAUAAUUCCGUCUGUUCACCACAAAUUUUUUGAACAGUGCUGUGCACCAGCUGAAAAUACAGACGAGUUAAUGAAUAAUGAAAAUGAUUAUGAUUAUUAGAUUAUAAAACUAAAUAAUAAAUGUCAUUCUAAAUAAACAGUCAUUAUUAUUAAUUCACCCCCAUUCUCAUGUUUUUAAUAUUAUAAUAUUCAUGACAAUCAUUCUAUUUUACACAGACGUUUUGUUUUUCUCAGUGAAUGAAGCUCACAAAUUAGUCUGAGACUUAUGCGUGAUUAGGAUGUAGAUUGAUAAGGUUCCAAGUAAUUUCAGAUCCACUGGAAAUUUAUUAUAGAGCAGAUAACAGGGUUAAAAAGCUGUUAGCCAAACGAAGCAAAAAUCUAUCACUUUUCAAUUUAUAGAUACACAAUUUUUCAAAUAAUAUCUAAAAUCCCAUAUUUAUUUCAUCAGUACUUAUUUCUGCUAUAGUUAUUCAAAAUGCUGGUUACAAACUAUUGUAGAUUCUUGAGUGCUUUUGGAAAAAAUUGUGUAUCUUUUCUCCAUCUAUCAGAAUAAAUAACUGUGUGAGGAUUGAUACCAAUUUUUUUUUUAAUAAUUAUUCGACCUUCUUUCUUUCUAAUUUACUUUGGAAAUAUGCUUAAACAUUGCUAGAUAUCUAUAUAAGAGUGUAAAAUAUCACAAUCGAUCUAGGAUGAUGAAAAGUAUUUUAUAAUAAGGAUAGAAACUUUCAAAUUGCUCUCCUGAAAAAAUUAGA
Molecule: messenger RNA, 3357 nt
Organism: Nilaparvata lugens (brown planthopper)
Lineage: Eukaryota; Metazoa; Arthropoda; Insecta; Hemiptera; Delphacidae
Exons: 5
Coding region: 162-2705 (847 amino acids)
Source: RefSeq, a predicted model, not a curated record